AGUAGCAUCAAAGGCGGCUGCUGCACUGAAAGAAAGAUUUUCAUCCAACAUUUGCUAACAAUUUCUUAACAUAUUUUUGUUUUAAUUUUGAAUUUUAUAUUACUUCUGAAGAAUAAAAGACAACAUGACGAGUCUCCUGCGCAUCACCUUGUUAUCCUUAACUCUGGCUGGCAGUGUGUGCAGUCAGCCGAUGGCCACUAAUGCCCCAUAUUCAGUUAAGGUGAUCGCCGACCUUGGGGCCAACGUUACAUUGCCAUGCCGUCUUCCGUUCAGGGGCCACAGUUUCUUUGGCAUUGGCAUCCGAGUCAAAUGGAGCAAGAUAGCCGACGACGAGGCUCUAAAUGAAGACGUGCUGCUUUCCAUGGGCUUCCACAAGAAGACCUACGGCAGCUUUGAGGACCGUGUCUACCUGCAGGAGCUUGACAGCGAGGAUGCUUCCUUGGUGAUAACUGACGUUUCCACAGAUGACACUGGAAAGUAUCGCUGUGAGAUCAUCAACGGGAUGGUGGACACCAUACAAGAGAUUGACCUGGAAGUGCAAAGUGACCUCACUGAUGGUGUGGUGUUCCCCUACUUUCUGCCUCUCGGACGCUAUAGCAUUAACUUCAACGAGGCCGUGCAAGCAUGUUUGGAUCAGGACGCAGUGGUUGCCACCUUUGACCAGCUGUUUGAAGCCUGGAAGGGUGGCCUGGACUGGUGUAAUGCAGGCUGGCUGGAUGAUGGUACCGUGCAGUAUCCCAUCACAAAGCCCAGAGGGCCCUGUGGCGGUGCCAACAACGGUCCUGGCAUCAGAAACUACGGCAGGCGUGACAAGUACCUGAGCCGCUUCGAUGUGUUCUGCUACACUCCUGCCUUGAAGGGACGUUUCUACUGGCUAACCCAGCCUGACAGGCUCACCUUCGAUGAGGCAGUUCAGGCUUGCAUCGACGACGGCGCAGAGAUCGCCAAGGUGGGCCACAUCUUUGCUGCGUGGAAACUCGAAGGCUAUGACCGCUGCGACGCCGGAUGGUUAGCGGACGGUAGUGUCCGCUACCCGAUCUCCAGGCCACGCAGGAAUUGCAGCCCCACAGAGGCUGCAGUGCGCUUUGUCGGAUUCCCAGACAAGCAGCAAAAGCUCUAUGGUGUCUACUGCUACAAGGCUGAGCCCUGAGUGGGUGCGCUUGAAGCCUUGACCACCAAAGAGCUGCUAGCGCAUCCCAAAAUAGCAACAAAGUAGCUAAUCUUCGGCUCUUGAGUAGAUUGAACAUCAUGACAUCCAGAAACUGUGGUUACUUAAAAGAAACAUUUACUGGACAUUUCAUGGUAGAUAAAAAAAUAUAUGCAUGUCAAACAUCAAUGUUGAAAUAUGAAACAGAGACAAUGACUUCAUGGUUUUGUCAGUUAAAAAUUUCAGAAAAACAAUACAACAUAUUUGACAAAUGUCACAAAUAGUGACCAACAGUUCAAAUGUUAUAUUACAGCAACAUUUGCAUCUUCAACAUUGAAUGUCCUUUUUACUGGUUGGUUUAGUAAAAUGUUUUUAUUUUUGUUUUUUAAAUGAAUGUGAAAGUGAAAAUGAAUAGAUCAACACAGACUGUGACUUCAUGUGCAUAGAAAGCACCGAUCAAAUGAACUCCCAUAUCAGAUUGACAAUUUUACUGUUAGAAUCGUGUGCUGUUUCUUUUUGUAUUUUUAGUUUUGGUAGAGCGGGACAGAGUCCAGACAUAGUAAAAGUACUGUUGCCCUGAUUCAAUUGUUAAAGUACAAGUAGGGUUCCAGUAACCAAGUAAAAUGUACAGUACUUAAGAGUAAAUGUUACCUGCACACUGCAAAAAAGAACAAGGGCAUAUAAAUCAUGUAAAUUAAAAAAAACUAUAAACUACCUUUAAAAAUGAAAGAACAAUAAUGAAAUAAAACAUGCUGGCAACACGCUACACUGAUUGUCACUGAUUUACGUUAUCGCUUGUCGCUUAUCCAGUUUAGGAUCACGGGUGGGGUGGAACCUAUCCCAAGUCACUUUGUGAAAGGCGGGGCACAGUCAAUCACAGGACACAUGGAGAUAAACAUGUCACACUCACAUUCACACCUAUGGACUUAUUACUAAUCAAUCCAACAUGCAUGUUUUGGAGUUGUGGGAGGAUACUGGAAUUCUCUG
This is a messenger RNA of Dunckerocampus dactyliophorus (ringed pipefish), 2134 nucleotides long. It is a transcript of the gene hapln1a, whose product is annotated as hyaluronan and proteoglycan link protein 1a. NCBI's taxonomy places the organism in Eukaryota, Metazoa, Chordata, Actinopteri, Syngnathiformes, Syngnathidae. The record is from RefSeq and is a predicted model, not a curated record. Gene Ontology annotation, biological process: cell adhesion. The transcript has 4 exons. Gene Ontology annotation, molecular function: hyaluronic acid binding. The coding region runs from base 125 to 1150 and encodes 341 amino acids.